Notechis scutatus (mainland tiger snake) is the source of this 299-nucleotide messenger RNA. Lineage: Eukaryota; Metazoa; Chordata; Lepidosauria; Squamata; Elapidae. The record is from RefSeq and is a predicted model, not a curated record.
GGCAGGGCCGCAGAGGCUCCUCUCCUUGCAGAGAGAUAAUGUGGCUCCUCUCCUUGCAGAGAGAUAAGACCAUGGCUGUGCUGAAGAUCUCCUCGCUCCUCGCCGUUUACGCUUUGGUGGCCUGCCAGAUGGAGAACGGCCAGGCAGUCCCGCUCAGAGCGGGCUUCGAGCCGGUCACCGACCGAGGCGCCCUGGGGGACUACGAAGCUCGGAGGUUACUCAACGCCCUGGUGAAGGAAUACAUCCAGAUGACCGCGGAAGACCAGGACCAGGGCAGCGAAGGCAGUAGGUAAGAAGCU